CAUUGAAUUAUUUUGUUCGAUUUAAAUCUAAAUUUGAAAUUACAAUUUUGUAGAUUUUCCGAGUUCAUAGAUGGAUCAUUCUCGGUUAGUUAUUUAUUCAAUUUGGGAUUGUUCGUGUUAAUGUUAGCCGUUUCUGGUACACAGAUACUAAUGCAUACCGAUGAAAUAAAUGAAGCUGUGAGAUACGCCUGUCUCUUUACGUCCAUACUCAUACAAUUAUUCUGGCAAUGCUGGCAAGCACAGCGCUUACUGAAUUAUAGUAAUAUACCUUACGAGAGCGUAAAUCAAGGAUAUUGGUACUAUACUUCAACUCGUUGCAAGAGAACACUUGCCUUGAUCAUGAUUAGAUCUUCGAAACCAUGCGAGAUAACAGCAAUGAAUUUAUUGACUUUCUCCAUAGAAACGUUCAGUUCGGUAUUACGAACAUCGAUGUCUUACUUUACCGUAUUACAAUCAAUGAACUGAAUUAUUACAUGCGAACAUAUUAC
This is a messenger RNA of Vespula pensylvanica (western yellowjacket), 488 nucleotides long. RefSeq names its product odorant receptor 4-like. Gene Ontology annotation, molecular function: olfactory receptor activity; odorant binding. Gene Ontology annotation, biological process: sensory perception of smell; detection of chemical stimulus involved in sensory perception of smell. The transcript has 4 exons. NCBI's taxonomy places the organism in Eukaryota, Metazoa, Arthropoda, Insecta, Hymenoptera, Vespidae. The coding region runs from base 121 to 465 and encodes 114 amino acids. The record is from RefSeq and is a predicted model, not a curated record. Gene Ontology annotation, cellular component: plasma membrane.